AUGGCGGAUUCCUGCGUGGUAGCUCCUUUCUCAAAUAAAGCAUCUCUUUGGCGCACGACCCCUCUUCUGACGUCAUUUGCCCCGCCUCUUAGAGUCGCUCGCCUUCUGCCAUUGGCUACGCGGCGGCUUCUGCGGAGCUCCUGAGUGGAUGUUUGCGGUGGCGGCAGCCGGACUAUCGCCUCUUCCCUCUUCCCCCUCCCCCACCUCCUCGCCCCACAUUCUAUUGUUCCUAUGGUUACGCGAGUUCGCCCCCGCCUUCGCGCUCUGAGCCUGGGCCCGCUUCGCUUGAGAUCCGGACGCGCAGUGGCGCCUCGACGGCGGGGAUGGAAGGCGGAGGCGCCGGCAGCGCGGGAGACCCGAGUCCGGCCUCCGCGAACAUGUUCUCCCUGACGGGCCUCGGCGCCGCCUUGCGGGCCGUUCCCGAGGCGCCGGAUCCCGCCUCGCUGCACUACCUGCAGCUGCCGUGGCAGUGCGAGCACCGCGUGUGCAAGCUCGUCGGCCGCCGCCGCAAGGCCGCCCGGCUGCACCGCAAGGUGGGGCCUACCGGCAAGGAGAUCCACGGUGAGGGGCUGGGCGCGGAAGGGGGCUGUCCCCGUCCGCCUUGUCGGCGCGCCGCGCGAGGGAACCUCCAGGCCGCCGCCGGGCCUGUGCUGGGAAAGAUUUGUCCAGGAGAUUGGGGGGGACGGUGGUAGCCCAGAGUGGCUGGGGCAACUCAGUCAGAUGGGCAGGGUAUAAAUAAUAAAUUUAAUAUUAUUACUAUUUAUUAUUGGUAGCCUAGAGUGGCUGGGGCAACCCAGUCAGAUGGGCGGGGUAUAAAUAAUAAACUUUUUUUUAACUAUUGCACGACUAACAAGCCCAACCUGUGGCAUGCAUUACUGGGAGGAAAUCCUAAUGGGUUCAGCAGGGCUUGCACCCAUGCAAAUAUGCAUUAGGGGAGUGUAACUUCAGUGGGGAUUCUUGGGCAGCUGUGCCCCAAUAAACACGCACAGAGUUGGGCUUCCAUCCCAAAUGUGCUUUCUAGGAAGUGAGGCCUGUUGUGCACUGAAUAAACAGCCACAGGACUGGGCUUUCAUGCUAGGUCACAUGGUCAGGUAUUUCAGCUACACUGCCUGGAAGUUGUGAUCCACUGUGCUUCAGCUCUUAUGUUGCUCUAUUGAAGACCCACUGUAGUGUAGCGACCAAAGUGUGCUUAUGGGGCACAAAGUACCAUGCUGAGCUCCCCAGAAAAAGGGUGGGAUGCAAUAGUGACACACAAAUCUGAAUUAACUAUAGUGGCUUGGUUUUAUAGUAACUGGAACCUUCAUUUUACCUGUUUUACCUAUUGAAGGUUUGGGGCAUGUUGUUGUCUUGAUUGGGAGUAGAAAGGGUAUCUGAAGUUUAAUUGAUCUGUUUUGAAUAAUUCUGAGUAUGCAAGAGCAAGACUAUUAAGCAUGCUUAUGCAGUGGAAAGACCACUGGAGCUUGCUCCUGGGUAAGUGUGCAUAGGACUGCAGCCCAAGUGAAGUCAGUUUUGGCUUUGCAGAACCUGGAGAAAUAGCAAGCAAAAGAGAAGGGGGAAAGAUACUCCCUUCUGGGUCACUGCAUGGGAAGAAAAGAGAUGGGAAUACCCUGUCGAGUCACACUUGUCUCUUUAUACAAAUACAGCAUCACUUGAAGAGUUUCUUCAGAGUGCACUUGUAUGAGAGGGUGCAAAAUGAGGAAGUGAUUUGAGAGAGAAAACAGUUUGCAGGUAGACUGGCUACAUGAAUGCAGCCAGGCUGUGGGUAAAUUUACACUCCCAUGUACAAGAUGGGGCAGUGCAAAACCUUCAAAAUCUUUUGUAAAACUUUACAAAAUAAUGAGACUAUCAGAUAGGGUGGGGGAGGCCUUGCUGCUGUUUGCACCUGUAGUUUUUUUUCCUUAACAGAUGAGCGCUCUUGCACAGGAGUUAUAUGGUGGGGAAGCAGAUGGCCUUCUAGAUAUUUUUUAAAGGAGUGCAUAUGAAAGUAGAAGAGUGUUGAAAUGCAGGAAAUACCCAGUUUAGUGUCAAUGGGAAUUGAACAAGCACCUUCUGCAUGGCAGUCACAAUGAAUAUUAGCUAGACAAAAACUGUAUUUAGCUGGGUGAAAUAAAUUGCAUUAUGUAAAAAUCUUAAAUGCAGACAUAAAUUAGAAAUAUUAUUUGUAUAAUCAGUCCUAACUUUUAUCAUGCAUAUAACAUAGCAUUAUGUUAAGUUCUUACCCUUAAACAAUUACAAAUGCCAUUCCAUUCUUUGUAGUUUCUUCUUUGUUUCUAAUAUUAUAUAAAAUUAUACUACAAAUCCAAAGCCCUCUCUAGGUUUUCUUAUAAUUUAAUUUGGUCAUCGGCACCAUGCUCAGUAAGUUUUUAUUCCAUUCAUCUAAUAAUGGAGAUUGCUGACUUUUCCAGUUUUUCUGACAUUUCCAGUUUCCCCCCUUCAGUAUCAGAGCAGUUAAUUAACAUAGUUCCUGCUAACUUUCAAAGGUUGUAUCCCAUAAAAUAAGUUCAGCCUUGUGAAAAGGUAUGGCUUGUGUACAGGAAACGAGAAAUGAAUAAGCAUCUGUUUUGCAAAACCUGAAUUAUUGAAUUAUUAUUUUUUAGAACAAGCCUAGGAGUCAGGAAUUAAGCAGUUCUUCUUGUCCUAUUUGCUUUCCAAAAAACUCACCCUCUCUUUUUCCACAGCUUUGAAACGCUUGAGAGAAGCUGCCAAUUCUAAUGAUUUAGAAACAGGUACGGUUACAUGAUUUGGGCCCUAGUGUAUAUCUUUGUGUGUGGUUGUCUUCUACAUCAGUUCUGGUGAUGUGUAUCUUGUAAGCUAGAAAUGUGGCCAGCAAGAAUGUGGUUUCCUGCAUGGUAAGGAGAAUGCUUUGAACUGUGGAUUUCGGUGGUUUCAAAAUCCCCUUGGAAGGAACAUCUUUAAAAGACUCUUGUCAAUAGAUUGAAGGAAAUUAGUGGACUGAGGAAGUAUCUAGUGACCAAGCUAUAAGCUUCACUUAUUUAAAGCAUUUUUACCCACUCUUCAGCUGUCAAAUGCCUUCAGAGUAGCUUACAACAGUCCCUCCUAAGGAGGCCAGUGCCCUCAAGCCAGAAUCCAUUGUGCACCUUACAAGGCCUGCCUCCUCAUUUUGGCCAUGCCCACCUGCCAAAUCUGACAUCAUGUGUGGGCAGAUGAAAGGGGUUUGCAGGCAAAACCUCAUGCAAAGGGCUUCAAAAGACUUGGCUCUUUGGCAAAUCCUGUAAAGUGCUUGAAAGGCACUUUGUGAAAUAUGCAUUUGCCCUGCCCAGCUAUCAGAUUUGGCUCAAGGGGACUUAGUUGGGGCGGCGGUGAAUAACAAUCUAGCCCACCAGCUAGAUCUAGUUCCACAGCCCGGACACAGAAGUUGGAAUUUGAAUGAUGAAUCACCAGCAGAACAGCUCUCUGACUGCUGUCUUGUCUUCCUUGGUGGCACCAGUGCAGCAGCUUCUGGAAGAUGGGGUGGACCCCUGUGCAGCUGACGACAAAGGUCGAACGGCCCUGCACUUUGCUUCCUGCAAUGGAAAUGACAGUAUUGGUGAGUCACAUUGAAAUGAGGUGGGCCUGUCAGCUUCUGGCCCCAUUUCUCCAGGAUAGAUUGCUAAUCAUUUUCUUUCUAUCUUUAAAAGCUGAGCUUCAGAAAACAAAAAAAAAACCCAUAUCCUUUUUGCAAGCAUCCCACCCAGCUUGUGCAAGGAGACUGAGGAGUGAUGUUAUGCACACUGAUAAAAUUUUGGAAUAUUCUUCCUAAAAUAUUGUGUCACGCAAGAUUGUCAGAAUAUUUCUGAAGAACUUCAAGAGGAGCUGAAGUUUUGUGUCAUGAGUCCUGAAAUGUUUAGUUAAAAGAAUCUUAGAAAGCAGGAAUAGGAAGGAACUUUGAAAGCGCCAGAAGCUCCUUCCAAGGAAGAAUGGCACAUUGGUGCAUAUGAUGGCUUCUUAAUACUCUGUGUGCAAACUUAAAAGAGUUUCAGGGGACAUAAAAUAGGCAUUUUACUACAGGAGAUCCUAGUUCCUGUGGAGCACUUUGUGAGGGAUGGAUUUGGGGAGAUUCAGGCAAGGGUACUUUUGCCAUAAGAGAUACGAUUGCUCCCCUUCUUGUUAUCAUUUAGAAGGGCUCUAAAAACGUUCUUCUUAAUGUCUGCUUUUAGUGAGCAUAUAUAAGAGCUAGGGGGCUCUUGGUUUUUUAUGGAUGGCUGAUGGAAUUGAAGUAGAAGUAGUAUUGAUAUUUGUAAGUCAGUCCAAGAGCCUUUUUGGCUAAAGGGUGGGGUUUAAAUGCAAGAAACCAAUCAUUAAAAAGUGAAAUGUUUUACUGCUACUAUGAUUAGAGCAUUGCUUUAUGUUAUAUGUGCUUUUAAAAUUUGAAUGGUAACAUUUGUAACAUUAAUGAGUCGGCUCUGUUGAAUAGCCAGUCUUACCGAUUGUAGAGGUAAAUAGUUCAGAUCUGGUGGGUUUUCUUUGCCCAUCAUGUUCAAGACACACUUAGGAUGGGUCUGUUUGUGUUUUAGUGCACUUGCUUUUGGACCAUGGAGCCAACCCAAACCAGCGAGAUGGGCUGGGGAACACCCCCUUGCAUUUGGGUAAGCGUCUCUCACACCCACCGGACUGCAGCAAUGUUGUCACAGUUGGCCUUACCUUUGACCUGCCUAUUUCUUUCCUUUAUAUCUUCUUUCCUUCCUUUGCCUCACAGUAGCAACUUGUGUGAUUAAGUAUAUUUGGAUUUUCUUCAGCACUACAAGGAGAGAGUUAGAAGAAGCUGUUCUGCCUUAGGGAGUUUGAAGCCAAACUGAGGCUAGAUUUGUAUACCGCCCUAUAUCCAUGGAUCUCGGGGCGGUUCGCAACACAAAAUGACAAUAUAAAAAACACAAAACACAUUAGGAGGAACUGAAAGUAAAUGCAGGUGAAGAGUUUCUCCUGGCUGUGCAGGAGGACGAAAGAUGUGUGCAUGAGGUUUUGCUCUGAAUUGUUCCGGCUUCUGGGUGUAGCACUAAAAGCCAUGGUUUAGGUUACAUGCCAAUGGGGACAUUAUCUCUAGAAUCCUUAUCUCCAUACUGUUGAAAGUGAUUGCUGAGGCUGAGGCAGUAUUGGCUUGUUUAAGGCCGCCUAGGGAUUCAAAGUUGAGAUAUUGAGGAUUUCUUGGCACCUUUGUGAGAGUGCCAUGUGCCAACCAUUACCCCAUUAAGCAGAGUCUGUCCCCCACCAAGUUACUGUAACUACUUAGUUGUGUGUCUCGUGUUUUCCCUCCCCAGCUGCCUGCACGAACCAUGUACCCAUCAUCACCACACUGCUUCGUGGAGGUAAUGCCAAUUAGAAAGCUGCCUUCUCUGUUUAUAGAUAUCCGGAGGGGGCAAUCUUCAUCCUUAAAACACCCUUUCUUCUUCUGCAUGUGCAUCUUCCAGGAGCUCGAGUGGACGCCUUAGAUCGAGCUGGACGGACCCCUCUGCACUUGGCCAAGUCGAAGCUGAACAUCUUGCAGGAGGGCCUCUCACAGAGUCUGGAAGCUGUGUGCCUGGAAGUAAAGCAGGUGAUAAGGAUAAGGAGAAUGGGUGGGCAAGAAAUCUAAUACAUAAUAUAGUAUAAUAGAGCCUGGUUGCAAAAUGUUUAUCUUCUGUGCAUAGAAGUUUCUUAUGGAACUUUUUCCAUAAAAGCCAUUUUCCCUCCAGGAACCCUUGAGGAAAACAGGCUCCUGCCAUGCGCUUCUCAGAUUUAAUAUGCAUAUAAAAUAGGGGGAAAGUCCAAUCUUAAUACAGUGGUGCCCCGCAAGACGAAUGCCUCGCAAGACGGAAAACUCGCUAGACGAAAGAGUUUUCCCUUUUGGAGGUGCUUCGCAAAACGAAUCUCCUAUGGGCUUGCUUCGCAAGACGAAAAUGUAUUGCGAGUUCCUGCGGGUUUUUUUUCCUCCCCCCCCCCUUUUUCUAAGCCGAUAAGCCGCUAAAAGCCGCUAAUAGCGCUAAUCCACUAAUCCGUCAAUGGGCUUGCUUCGCAAGACGAAAAAACAGCUAGACGAAGAGACUCACAGAACGGAUUCUUUUCAUCUUGCGAGGCACCACUGUAGUAGCAAAGCAGUCUGCAGAUCUGAAAAGUAUAUUUAGUUUGUUUCUGUGCCAGUGGAAAAGCCAUGGUGUUUGCCCCCAUUUAGUUCUCAUUUGUUCUGUUUUAUUUAUUUCAAAUGUGCUUCCAUUUUAUUUCAGAAUUCAUCAAAACCUAUAGCAGAAUUACAGUACUUAAAUUUUGACCUGGUACUUAGAAGUGUGAACCCUCUCCAUUGCUCAUAGUAAAUCCCAUCUCUCCUAUGCUGCUUGUUUCAGAUCAUCCAGAUGUUGCGGGAAUACCUUGAACGCCUCGGGCGCCAUGAACAUCGGGAACAGCUGGAUGAUCUUUGCUCCAGGCUACAGAAGACUAGUACAAAAGAGCAGGUAAAUGAAUGACAGGGGGAUUUUGUAUAUUUAAUUAAAAUCUGACUUAACCGAGUUUAAAUAUAUUUCUGUGUUGCAAAAUGACAGUGCCUUUUUGAGACUCCUGAAGGGUAGAGAAAAAUAUAUUUAUUAAAUGAUACACAUUAGUUACAAGACAUUGUGGGGGGGAAAGCUUUAGUUUAAUAAUACUUUGUCAAAUUGGUGACAGUACAUUACUUUCUGUUAUUAGAAACAUAAGGAUGAAAAGUUCAAGACCCAUCAGUACAGUUGGAGAAGUUUAAAUUUUAAAGGCUAUCCUGAUUUCAACAGAGCAUUGCCCACUCCACUUGCACGUGGUUCUUCUUGCUAGAAGCAAUGUCGCAAUAGCUUUGCUGUGAAAAUAAAAUUAUUUAGUAGCUGUGGCUCCACUUAGAAGGAAAAGCCAUUGUCCUGAUUUCUUUUCCAUCAAAUCUGGUACAGGAGGAAGCUUGUGCAACUCUGCUUCUGCAUGGCAGCAGAUCCUUUUAACAGUCCCAAGUCUCACUGUCAGCCCUCAUGCAUCGGGGACCAAAUUUUAAACUGUGGCUUUUGUUGAUGAAUUGCACCAUUUUCAAAGCUUGCAAUGGUCAUUGUUGAAAAAUGAUUAUUGUUGAAAAAUGAUUAUUGUUGAAAAAUGAUUAUUGUUAAAAAAAAUUUCUCUUUUCCUGACCAUACCCAUUCUUCAAGGUCUCUUACUUUUGUAGACGUACUUCUCUUUACUCUCUGUCCUUCAGUAGCAGAAAUUUCUCUGGCUCAACAGGACAAUACCAAGUCCCAGUCUUCGUGAAUUAAUGAAUUCUGUCACCUCACAAAUUUCAUUUCCUUCAUCAUAUUCUUAUUUGACUUCUGUAACAUGUUCUUAUGCUUUUUUCCUCCCCUCUGGAAGGUGGAUGAGGUUACUGACCUCCUGGCCAGCUUCACCUCCCUCAGCUUGCAGAAGCAGAAGAUCGAGAAGAGGUAA
Podarcis lilfordi (Lilford's wall lizard) is the source of this 7401-nucleotide messenger RNA. The record is from the annotation of a GenBank genome assembly. NCBI's taxonomy places the organism in Eukaryota, Metazoa, Chordata, Lepidosauria, Squamata, Lacertidae.